Molecule: messenger RNA, 1326 nt
Organism: Leishmania braziliensis MHOM/BR/75/M2904
Lineage: Eukaryota; Euglenozoa; Kinetoplastea; Trypanosomatida; Trypanosomatidae
Exons: 1
Coding region: 1-1326 (441 amino acids)
Source: RefSeq, a predicted model, not a curated record
AUGCCGUCCUCGUACGUGUGUCUUCUCCACUCCAGCAAUGGCUGCUACACGGACGAUCUAGUCGGCAACGCGCUGCGGUGUGUGCAUGCGGUGCAGUCCAGCGUGCGCGCCAGCGCACCCGACUUCAUCCCAUUAAUCGCCGUCUUCUUUGCGGACCCGUACAGAGGCACCAAGUGCGUGUACUCCUCGGCCGUGCCGGACCGCAACCACGCCCUGGAUCGGGUGGGGGCCACUUACCCCGCCUUGUCAGAUGCGACAGGGUCGGUGUUCUCGCCCGAAGGGGACGGCGGGGACGGGGGGACGGAGAGUGAUGCCGCAGAGAGGACCCUCGCCUUUGCGCAGCUCUUUCGUUUUCGCUCUCCUCUAAUCCUUCAGCAGGCGGUACUGCGGGCGGCACAGGAACACAACAACACCAUGCUAACUGCCAGUGCAAAGGACGACGCCUCUUCCGUGAAGGGAUUCAGAGAGCCCUCAGCUGCAGUCUCGGCAUCUGCAUCACUGUCCUCUGAUGCCACAAACAUGUGGAGCUCUCUGGCAGGGGCACUACUGGCCUCACUCUGCUAUCUGCGCGCGCACCCGAGCACCGCGUUUCGGGCGGCGGCUAGGGAUGAGGCAGAAAACGGGGCUGGAGAGACGCCUGCUGAAGCGGCUGCCGGCGACUCUACCAGCAGCGGUGACGUAAAUUCUGCACCUCCACCGCGUAGUGCUGGGAGCAUUCUUGUGUUCAGCGACGCUAGUGCAACUGAGGUGCCGCCAUACAGCGCAGAGUGCGCUCUCGCCGUGGCGGCUAUGACGGCAAGCAAGAUGGGUGUGACUGUGUCGUGCUUCGGCGAAGCCGUACUGCAGACCGACUCGACGGAGAACCGCCUCGUGGCACUAGCUUCAAGCCUCGGUGGCUUCUGCGCUGCCCGGUUCAGUUUUCAUGACCUCGGCCACCUGCUGGAUGGUGCGAGUGCUGCCAUGUCGCUCAUCGGCGGCCGGGCCCGCCAGAGGCGGGACCGUAUUGCAUCUCAGUACGUUGUGGGCCCUACGAUGCUGCCGCGGGUGCCUCCGCGAGUAUGUCGCGCGGCGGAUGUUGCCUCAACAGAGGACUCGAUGCUCGACUUAAAGAAAGCCAGGACAGAGAAUGCCGAUACCGCAAUUGCACCUCGCGCGAAGGACAGUGAGUACGCCUCCUACUUGGGCUGGUUGUGUCCUUCCUGCAUGGCAGUCAUCUAUCGGUCCUCAACGGAGAUCACCACUUCGGACGCCCGCGCCGAGGACGGCGGCGGCAGAGGUACGGGGCAGGCGAUGGGCCCUCGGUGUUCUUAUUGUUGCAAGGUGUGA